Lytechinus variegatus (green sea urchin) is the source of this 3545-nucleotide messenger RNA. Its product is annotated as snurportin-1-like. The transcript has 7 exons. Lineage: Eukaryota; Metazoa; Echinodermata; Echinoidea; Temnopleuroida; Toxopneustidae. The coding region runs from base 147 to 1241 and encodes 364 amino acids. Gene Ontology annotation, cellular component: cytoplasm; nucleus. The record is from RefSeq and is a predicted model, not a curated record. Gene Ontology annotation, molecular function: protein binding. Gene Ontology annotation, biological process: snRNA import into nucleus.
CCCGAUUCUUCACGCUGCACCAGACUAAAAAAAAAGAUUUGUUUUACCACUUACAUCUUCUUUCUUCGUAUUUAUAAUUUUCCCCUUUUCUUUUAAACUGAUAUUUUUGUGUGAAUCCUGUCUUUGAUAUCACCUUCAUCGGCAAUAUGUCGACUGAACCAAAUUUAAAGUUGGACGAUCUUGCAGCAGCAUUUUCUGGGACGGUCGGAGUCUCUUUCUCCGCGGAAAGUUCGGCGACGGUGCAUCCCAGGAUGUGUAUGUUCAAGACGCGGGAGAGUAAGCAAAGUCAGUGGGAGAGACGGAAAGAGAAACUGCGGCUUCAGAGAGAGAAACGUAGAGACUACGCUGAUGUAGCCAGGAAGCUUGCUGAAGAAGAUUAUGCAAACAUUACAUUCAGUGAUGACGAGGAAGAGGAAACCAUGGAUCACACCUCACCAACUUCGGGGAAAAAUAAGAGUAACAAGGGAAAGAGAAAAGGAAAGAAGGAGCGAUAUUACAGCAAUCAGUUGAUGUUAUCUGAAUGGUUAGAUGAUGUUCCAUCAGACUUGGCAGAGAAUUGGUUGAUGGUUCCAUGUCCUAAGGGAAGAAGAACAUUCAUCAUAACAAGCAAGGGCAGGACCUGCCACUACACAAAGAGUGGUCAUUGUAUGAACAUGUUCCAGAGUUCUCUACCAGGUGGAUCAAGUGGACAGAGUAAGAGUAGAUCAAAUUACACUAUCCUUGACUGUAUCUACAGUGAGAUCCACAGAACCUAUUGGGUGUUAGAUUGUAUGUGCUGGCAUGGCCAUCCUGUGUACGACAGUGAGACUGAGUUCAGGUUCUACUGGCUUCAUUCUAAGCUAGCAGAGGAACCGCAUCUGGCUACUGGAUUCAAGAAACAUCCCAUGAAAUUUUUUGGCCUUCCCUCCUUCAAGUGUGAUAGACAGACAUUACAAGAUGCUAUGGCCCAGCCUAUGCCAUUCAAGGAUGAGUUGGAUGGGCUACUCUUCUACCACAAGGCGCUUCACUACACCCCCGGUGUUACCCCACUGGUCGGUUGGCUAAAACCCUGGAUGCUACCGGAGAUCCUGGGCGUGCCCAUACCAGACGCCCUGAUGGCUAAGAGACCGCCUGGGGCGCAACUGAGACCCCCUUCAACCACUCCGUCACCUGCUAAACCUGAACAGACAGUGGAGAGUCCAAAGGAUGGGAAAGGAGAUGCAAAGAUAGAGGCAAUGGAUGAGUCUCCAGCAAAGAGCUGAGGUAUGCGAGAUGUUGUUCCUCGAUGCCAGAGAAGUAGCAGGAUACUCUCUGGACAUUAAUUUGCCAUGUUGAUGGCUGUCGUUAAAGAAGACCCUGUCUUUUAUUUUCUGAUUCACUUGUAUCCAGGUAGACAUCAAGGGUGACACUGAGGCACCCUCUUUCAGGCAAUUCUGCAAUAUUUAGUGGUGCCAACUAUUGUGAUAUUUACCAAGAAUGAUACAGGUGUCGGAUAUAGGAAACACUCCCCCUCCCCCCUAUCAUAUUUCAACACAUGUAUCUACUGCUGGAAAGGGAAAAUGACUGACUCCCAACAUUAUUUUUGCCACCAGGGAAAUAGUUUCUGUAAGGAGCUGUUUUCCUGCUUCUGUUUUUUCUGAAUUUCAAUUUUUAUUGAAUGCAAUGGUAGUUUGCACUGACUAUUUUUUACAACAUUUUUAGGGCUAAAUUAAACCCUCACAAUAUUGAAAUAGUACAUAAAAGUUUGGCAUCCCUGAAAAUUGGACGAAAUAGGCAAGAUGUAGGAAGAUUAGAAAUAAGGUAUUGAAGACAGGGCCCGUUUCCAUAAAACUUUGUUCUGAUUGGCUGAUAGUACAUUUGUUAUUAUAACAAGUCUUUGAUGAAACAGGACCUGGGACUUGGAUUCAGUUCAUGAAGCACAGAAUACACGGUGCCAAAAGGAAACCUUCUUGAUGAUAGGUGACUUGUUUUGUUUUUAUUUUUAAUGGCAUUUUGUCUUUUAAUCGAUAUUAUUAUACUGCCGAGAGAACAAGCAUUCUUUGGGGGUAUUUUUUAGUAUUUCUGCAGCUGAAGAUUUGAAAUAGUUCCACUUCAGUUGCUUUCGCAAAAUCCAAGAUAGUUCUUGUGAAAGAGUACAAGUGCUUUGUGAUUUUUCAAGAGUAUCAUUUAAAGACUAUUUACACCCCUCCCCUUAUUUUUGUCAAUCUUUCAUCUGAAACGUCUGUUGAUUCAGAGGAAAGAUCGAUACGAAAAAAAAUUUCCUUACAGUUUCAACUAUUUUUGCUUCAUGUGAAUCAUAAUUCAUUUGCCAUACUGGAAAUCGUUAAAGCUGCAUACAAUAUGUGUUUUCAAAAUUUUAGUCUUUACAGAGACGACUCAAAUAAAAAAAUCCAUCCAGAAUUAACCUUAUUUCAAAACUCACAGGUGCAAUAAGCCUGUUCACGGUUGCAAACUGCACAUGAGCAGUAAUAGGUUGGGAUAAACCAGAAAGGUGGUUUUCAAAUUCACUGACCUAGGCAUUUUUGUUGUGAUGGUUAUUCAUGUAUUCCUUUUAAAAUAUUCUUUUCAUCACAUCAAAACUGAAGAUUAACAAAGUCUCCAUAAUCCCUCAUUUGACACUAGCCCAAACAAUAUAGUCAAAUGUGCCUAAAGCAGACAAUAAAACAAACAGAUUUCCAAGCUUUUCUCCUGAUGUAUUAUUCUAGUCACCUGGGGUGGUAUUGUGGAACACUGACAUAAAUUUUGUCAUUUCUCUCAGAGAUGUGACACCGCUAUGAUUGUCACAAAUCGAUAUUCUGAACAUUGUCGUUUAGCCAGUCAUAUCUCUCUAAGAUCCCGCCCAUCUUUUCGGGGUCAAACCUUAAAAAUCACUUGUAAGUCUCAGUGGGAACCAUUCUAACCAAUGGGAAUGCAUGAUGGCAUGUGGGGCGUAUCCUCAAUACAGUAGCUGGCAUCCCGCAACUGUGUGUACACUGAUGGGCUUAAUUACAAAGAGAGACAAGGAGCUGUGAAUGAGUUUUAGAAGAGAGAUAGAAAAAAGGGAAAACAGUGGAAGAAGAGCGGAAUUAAUAUGUAGGGUCUAACUAAUUUUAGCAUGAAAAAAGUCAUGAAUGAGGAGUGAAACUAGUACCACAAUCUAAAUAAUAUCAUUGUAUUCUUGACAUAUAGUCGGCAGGGUGUUGCGAUAUAAGGUGCUAAAAGAUAUGACAACAUUUAUGACUGCUAGACCCUGUCAUAAGUUUUGUCAUAUCGUGCUUGUAUAUUGGGAUUAAGUGCAUUUAAAGCUGCAUAUUUUUGGUGCGUGCUAAGGAGAAGAGACAAAAUUUAAGACAAUUUUUGUGACAAAAUUUAUGACAUCUAACAGAAUACAGAUUUCGUCAUACAUGUAUCUCUGAAAAAAAGAUAAAAAAGUUUUUUAAAGUUGAUCGUGAACUGGCUUUUCGUGAAGUCACCAUGGUAUCUUGAUCAGUUGCUGAUUGUAAACAGGAAAUUUUGUGUACUUCUUGCAGUGAUUACAUUCAUUAACCCUAUCUAGGCCGGGGGGGGGCCUCAGAGGCCCCCCCCCU